GGAAGAAUAGAAGAAAGACAAAAUAAAAGUUCUAAACUUUGUGGCAAGCAAUAGAUAAAAACAAACUCCUUUGCUAAUACUAUUAUUAUUAUUAAUCACAGAGACUGAAUUUGCCAUUUUCUUUUCUUUAGUUUGUUGAUGAGAUCAUGAGAUUCCUUUUCUUCUCAGGUGAAAAGAUAAACCUUCUGCGUGAAUCUUGGCUGCAUCUUCUCUCUUUUUCUAGACUUCUCUGAUCUGAAACCAAAGGAAAAAUUGCUCUUCAUCUUUAAUCAUUUAAAGGGAAGAUGUCUGGUUUUCUGUCUGCUUUACCUGGAAACAAUCUAAAGUCUAGUGGUGAAAAUUUGGCCACUGCUAUAGUUCCUUUAAUGAAACUUCUCUCCCUUACAGUGAUAGGAUUGGUUCUUGGACACCCAAAAACACAAAUCACCCCCAAAGCAACGUUCAGACUUCUAAGCAAGCUAGUAUUUGCUUUAUUUUUGCCCUGCCUAAUCUUCACUGAGCUUGGUGAAAGUAUUACAUUUGAGAACAUUAAGCUCUGGUGGUUUAUCCCUGUUAAUGUGCUUCUCAGUACAAUCAUUGGUUUCUUUCUUGGGUUGAUUGUUGUGGCUAUAUGUCGUCCACCACCGGAGUUUAACAGAUUCACUAUUAUCAUGACUGCCUUUGGGAAUACUGGAAAUCUUCCUCUAGCAAUUCUUGGAUCUGUCUGUCAUACUAAGGACAGCCCAUUUGGACCUCAUUGCCACUCGAGGGGUGUAGCGUAUGUCUCUUUUGCUCAAUGGGUUGCUGUAAUUCUGGUUUACACCCUUGUGUAUCAUAUGAUGGAGCCACCAUUGCAGUUUUACGAGAUCGUUGAGGAAGGGUUUGAAAUUGAGGAACAACAGCCAAGUAGUGAUGUUAGUAGACCUCUUCUGGUAGAAGCUGAAUGGCCAGGUAUUGAGGAUAAAGAAACUGAACAUGCCAAGACUCCUUUCAUCGCUAGGAUUUUUAAUAGCAUAUCAUCUCGCUCACAGACCAAUUUCCCAGAUCUUGAUCUCACUGCAGAGAGUUCUGCAACCAGUCCUAGGUCCAUUAGGUGUUUGGCUGAGCCGAGAGUUGUGAGGAGAAUCAGAAUUGUUGCUGAACAAACUCCCAUACAGCACAUACUUCAACCUCCAACAAUUGCUUCUCUAUUAGCUAUCGUUAUCGGUAUGGUGCCUCAGCUAAAAGCUUUCGUCUUUGGAUAUGAUGCCCCAUUGUCUUUUAUAACAGAUAGUUUAGAGAUUUUAGCUGGUGCCAUGGUGCCCUCUGUGAUGCUUAUGCUUGGAGGUAUGCUUGCUGAGGGCCCAAAAGAGUCUACACUUGGUCUUCGAACCACGAUUGGCAUAAGUGUUGCAAGGCUUUUGGUGCUUCCUCUGCUGGGAAUCGGUGUUGUGGCUGUGGCUGAUAAGCUGAAUUUUCUUGUAAUUGGUGACGCAAUGUACAGAUUCGUCCUCUUGUUACAAUACACAACACCAAGUGCCAUUUUACUGGGGGCAAUCGCCAGCUUGAGGGGUUAUGCAGUGAAGGAAGCUUCUGCUCUUCUCUUCUGGCAACAUGUCUUUGCUCUCUUCUCCCUUUCCUUGUAUAUUGUGAUCUACUUCAGAUUACUUUCUUACAUUUGAGGUUCUCCUGCCAUCGGAUUGCUGAUGUUCCCUGUUCAGAGUAUAUUUGCCUUAAAGUAUAAUGGAUUUAUUUAUUUGCUCUAUAUGCUCUAUUGGAUACUGAUAGGUUGUACUGAAUGGUGCUUCGUUUCUGCCAGUUGAUUUUGUACAGUGAUUA
Ricinus communis (castor bean) is the source of this 1797-nucleotide messenger RNA. Its product is annotated as protein PIN-LIKES 2. Lineage: Eukaryota; Viridiplantae; Streptophyta; Magnoliopsida; Malpighiales; Euphorbiaceae. The transcript is spliced from 2 exons. Gene Ontology annotation, cellular component: membrane. Gene Ontology annotation, biological process: endoplasmic reticulum to cytosol auxin transport. The record is from RefSeq and is a predicted model, not a curated record. Bases 285 to 1640 code for a protein of 451 amino acids.